UCUGAAACUCACCACCCACUGCAUAUUAGGCUUCUCCAGUCAAUGAGUACCAUUUUUCCCUUGAAAAGAUAUGGAAAUAAUAAUUAGUUGAUUGCUGUUGCAAUUGCUCUUUUCAAACGUGCACACAAGCUCGAAUUUAGAACUCUGUUUCUGAAUUUUAGGUGAUUAGAUUGUCUUUUUCAUCACUGCAGCUGUAUGCCACUCCGUAAUUGAUAACCAUCAAUUUCCUGUGUUAUUCUACUUAUAUACGCUGUCAAAUAAGUGGGGAGUUAUACAGUUGGCAUGAACAAUGAGCAACAAAGAUCAAUGUGGAGCCUGGAAUUGAUAUACUUGCUCUGUUUCAUAAUACAUGUCCAGUUUAUUGAGAACUCUUUAUUUCACGAUUUUACCUGUUGAUUGACGUUCACUAUAAAGUUUUUCUUCUUGCAAAAUAGAAGAGUAAAUAAGUCUUUCAAUCUUACUUAUGUGAUUGUUUCAAGGUACUGUGGUAAAUGGAUCGCCAAGCUAGUACUACAGAAAGUGACCUGGAGGGCAUGCUUUCUGAUAAAAGCAUGGAGGCUAAAGCCCUGCCAUUCUCUCUUCUGGAUCACAUCACAAAUGGUUUCACUGAUGACCAACAAAUUGGAUGUGGUGGGUUCGCUGUGGUCUACAAGGGACUGCUUGAGAAUGGGGCAGUCGCUGUGAAGAAGCUGUUGGCACGAAGGCCUGAUUUUGAUGAUAGGAAAUUCAGUGGAGAGGUUCGCUGUCUGAUGAAGGCCAAGCACAAAAACAUAGUACGAUUUCUUGGAUAUUGCUCUGUCACACAAGGGCAAUGGGUAGAGUCGGUCAUGGCAGAUUUACACGAAAGGUUGGUUUGUUUUGAGUAUCUACCUAAUGGAGGUCUUGAUAAAUACAUCAAAGAUUCAUCUCGUGAAUGGGGAAAGUGUUAUCGAAUAAUAAAGGGGGUUUGUGAGGGUUUACAGUAUCUCCACAAUGAACGAAUUGUUCACUCAGAUUUGAAACCUGCUAAUAUACUGCUGGACGAUGAUAUGGUGCCGAAAAUUGCAGACUUUGGUAUCUCAAGAUGCUUUGAUGAAAAGCAGACCCAUACUGUCACUUCAAAAUUCGUGGGAACAGAGGGCUAUUUCGCACCAGAAGUCUUCCAAGGAGGAAUUUCAUACAAGUCAGACAUAUAUAGUCUCGGUGUUAUCAUCAUAGAGAUACUGACAGCAGAGAAGGGGUGUCCUGUUGUUGAGGAUGUACUUGAAUGUUGGAGGCAUAAGGUGGAGAAAUCACAGAAAGAACAGCAGCUGGAACAAAUAAGAGUGUGCACUGAGGUGGGCAAGACAUGCUUGGAUUAUGAUCCGGCGAAGAGACCAUCUGCACAAGGUAUAAUCGAUAUUCUUAAGCAAACAGAGAAUAUCUCCCAACGCCUCCUCGGCUCCGCCCAUAGAAUUAACUCGAAUAACAAGGGUGAAGAGCUCUACUCGGAUGGCAUUCAGAGAAUUAACUCGAAUAACAAGGGUGAAGAGCUCUACUCGGUGACGGAGACCGCCAUGGCCUCGGGAGUGCAAAGCCUCUGCAGGCAACUGGACGCUGCUCCGGCCGACGGUGCCAGCUUGUUCAGAAUGAAGAUUUAUAGUACUAGGGUACCGCGGUAG
This is a messenger RNA of Panicum virgatum (switchgrass), 1640 nucleotides long. Its product is annotated as putative receptor-like protein kinase At4g00960. The transcript is spliced from 6 exons. Lineage: Eukaryota; Viridiplantae; Streptophyta; Magnoliopsida; Poales; Poaceae. Gene Ontology annotation, molecular function: protein kinase activity; ATP binding. Bases 492 to 1640 code for a protein of 382 amino acids. Gene Ontology annotation, biological process: protein phosphorylation. The record is from RefSeq and is a predicted model, not a curated record.